GCCCUGCGCAUCAGCCCGCGCGCUCGCAGUUUCUCGCUCUCGCCCGCCCGCUCCCUAGCUUGCUCGCGCUUUUGCUCGCGCUCUCCUCGCGGAUCGAAGGGGCUCUGGCCACAGCCUGUGGUUGGGAAGGGCGACAGAGGCAGCGGCUCAGGAGAAACGAGGCUGCGGUGGUGGUGGUGGGAAGAUGUCGGGCGAGGACGAGCAACAGGAGCAGACUAUCGCCGAGGACCUGGUCGUGACCAAGUAUAAGAUGGGGGGCGACAUCGCCAACCUUUAUAACUUCUGAGGCACUUGGGAUUCCAGAUACCAGUUGGAAACUCUUUUGGGUCACAUACCUCAUUGAGAUCUGCUAAAAGCUAUAAGCCCAAGCUUGCUGAAGCCCAGAGACCUUAGGGGUACUUCGGUCUUUGGUGGAAGCUUCCUGUUCAGGUGUGUCGGUACUGAGCCUGUGCGAGAAAGGGGAUGCCAUGAUAAUGGAAGAGACAGGGAAAAUUUUCAAGAAAGAAAAAGAAAUGAAGAAAGGUAUUGCCUUUCCCACCAGCAUUUCAGUAAAUAACUGUGUAUGUCACUUCUCCCCUUUGAAGAGCGACCAGGACUAUAUUCUCAAGGAAGGUGACUUGGUAAAAAUUGACCUUGGGGUCCACGUGGAUGGCUUCAUCGCUAAUGUGGCUCACACUUUUGUGGUUGAUGUAGCUCUGGGAACCCAAGUAACAGGGCGGAAAGCAGAUGUCAUUAAGGCAGCUCACCUUUGUGCUGAGGCUGCCCUACGCCUUGUUAAACCUGGAAACCAGAACACACAAGUGACAGAAGCCUGGAACAAAGUUGCCCACUCAUUUAAUUGCACACCCAUAGAAGGUAUGCUGUCACACCAGUUAAAGCAGCACGUCAUCGAUGGAGAGAAAACCAUUAUCCAGAAUCCCACAGACCAGCAGAAGAAGGACCAUGAAAAAGCUGAAUUUGAGGUACAUGAAGUCUAUGCUGUGGAUGUUCUCGUCAGCUCAGGAGAGGGCAAGGCCAAGGAUGCAGGACAAAGAACCACCAUUUACAAACGAGACCCUUCUAAGCAGUACGGCCUGAAAAUGAAAACUUCACGUGCCUUCUUCAGUGAGGUCGAAAGACGUUUCGAUGCCAUGCCUUUUACUUUAAGAGCAUUUGAAGAUGAGAAGAAGGCCCGAAUGGGUGUGGUGGAGUGCGCCAAACAUGAACUGCUCCAACCAUUUAAUGUUCUCUAUGAGAAGGAGGGUGAAUUUGUCGCCCAGUUUAAAUUCACAGUUCUACUCAUGCCCAAUGGCCCCAUGCGGAUAACCAGUGGUCCCUUUGAGCCCGACCUUUACAAGUCCGAGAUGGAGGUCCAGGAUGCAGAGCUCAAGGCCCUCCUCCAGAGUUCUGCAAGUCGGAAAACCCAGAAAAAGAAAAAAAAGAAGGCCUCUAAGACUGCAGAGAAUGCCACCAGUGGGGAAACUUUAGAAGAGAAUGAAGCUGGGGACUGAGGUGGGUCCCAUCUCCCCAGCUUGCUACUCCUGCCUCAUCCCCUUCCCACCACACCCCAGGCUCUGUGAAGUGCAGUUCGUCUUCUCCACCCAGGACCGCCAGCAGAGCGGGGUCUCCCUGUCCUCCUCCCAGCCCCCAGCCCAGCCCCCUUCCAACAACAACCAGCUCCAACUGACUCUGGUCUUGGGAGGCCAGGCUUCCCAGCCACCGAAGACUACUUUAAAUAGAAAAGAGAAAUUGAAUAAUAAAAUCAGGAGUCAAAAUCCA
Molecule: messenger RNA, 1758 nt
Organism: Sus scrofa (pig)
Lineage: Eukaryota; Metazoa; Chordata; Mammalia; Artiodactyla; Suidae
Gene: PA2G4
Product: proliferation-associated 2G4
Source: RefSeq, a predicted model, not a curated record